Parus major (Great Tit) is the source of this 13963-nucleotide messenger RNA. RefSeq names its product protein tyrosine phosphatase non-receptor type 5 (gene PTPN5). Gene Ontology annotation, biological process: protein dephosphorylation. The transcript has 13 exons. Lineage: Eukaryota; Metazoa; Chordata; Aves; Passeriformes; Paridae. The record is from RefSeq and is a predicted model, not a curated record. The coding region runs from base 10630 to 12207 and encodes 525 amino acids. Gene Ontology annotation, molecular function: protein tyrosine phosphatase activity.
AGUGAAGCUCAGGAUUGCAGACAAGUGGUGCAAAAUCCUCCCAGAAUAAUCGCAAAGCUCACCACCAGCAUGUGCUUUUUUCAUGUCACCUUCUCCAACAGAGAGCUGUAACAACUUGUGCAUAUCUGCUUAUCUAUCUAGACAAAACAUUGCUCAGUGCAUGUUUCCUCCCCAGGAAGAGGAUGAGAAGGCAAGCUGUUGCAUCUUUCUAGUUUACUAUUUAAGGCUGUGUAUCCAUGCUGAUGAGCACAGCAGAAGAACCCACACAGACACAGGACUGUUACCUCUUUCUACUUGCAUCAUGCAUUUUUUGUGCUCCUGCAUGGAUAGUUAAGGAGAAUGAGAGCUCAAAACUGUUCCUCUUGUGACAUUUUAGUAACCUAAGCAUUCCUCUAACAUGAAGGGACUGCAGUUACAGAGGUAGCAGAGUGCUGAAGUAGAAACAAUGAUAUUUAAUUGUGUUUAGUUUCCAUUCAGGCCCAUAAUGGUGUUGCCUGGAAUGGAAAUAGGGCUCUAAUAAAGAGAUAAAAUUGAUCCUGUUUCUGGAUGUCCACACCCUUAUCUCUACAAGCGUUUACUUCAAAGCCUAGUUUAGAGGGUCUGAGUGAUACUGUUGUUUGCUGAGGAAGCCAAGCAGUGCAAGCAUAGCCUUUUUAAAUGCAUGAAAGAAAGCAAAAUGCUUAUACUUUGCAUAAUACCCUUGGGUCAUGUAUCAGGUUUGUGGCUGAAGAUGAUUGUUGAGAUGGGUCUUGAUGUAAUUUACUUCGCUUAGGAAAGAGAAUGUCUUUGAAAUGAAUGUGAUAGUGGCUUUUCUAAAUGUUUUUUUGUGAAGGCUCCAGGGCAUAAGAUUUGAGUCACUUAGUAAAGGAGGCUCUCCCGAAAUUAAUGACUUCAAAAUAUUUCCAUUUGAACCUGGCAGGAAGCCAGCAAAUCACCCCUCUGCUUCAAGGUGCAAACUCUCUCAUUCACCUGAGCAGAAAGCAGAUCUAAUGCCUACAGAAUGCCAGGUCUGUCACUCAGGAGACAUUAGAAACACACAGUGGUAUUACCAUUAUGACUGUAGAAGUUAUUAAUUUAACAAAAUAAAUUUAUUUUUUUUCCCAACAAUAGCAGUGUGGCAGCACCAAUUCAGGUUACAGUAGUAUGAAUAGCAAAUACUUUCAAAAGUGUGUGAUACCAGAAUGUGCUUGUUUCUUUUAAUUGUUGAAGUCACUCUUAUUGAAGAGGCUGUUUGUCUGGUUCUAAAUGAUUGCUAUUCUUUGAUUAUACAUUAGGCACAUUGAAGUAUAUCCUGUAGUCAAAGUGUAAAGGCACAAAAAUUAUAAUUAGGGUUUGAAAAGGUAUAGUUGGUUAUCCUAUUUCAGAGAGUUCAAGCCUGUACCUUUCGAUCUGCAUCGCUGCUCCCUGCCUGUGUUGCCUGUGCAAGGCUGAUUCAUGAGAAGUCUAAGCCUUUAUCUCUUUAACUGUGGAGUUACAGAGCUUCUUUGUGGGUUUCCAUUUUCAGUGUUAAAGGGAGCUUACAGCCUAGGAUUAAUACGGGACAACCAACUUGACUGAAAUUCAACUUGUAGUCUGUUAACAAAAGCUCAAGGCAGCUCCAAAAUUAUCACCAGGCACUUGAAAAUGUUCAGUGAAGAAAACAGCAUAAGAAAUAUUGUACUUAUUUACAAAAAAAAUUUAAAUUAUAUCCAAUAUUCAGUGGUAAUCAGAUGGAUCUUCUGUAAGAGGGUUAAGAGGAAAGGAGAAAAGACAAAAUCAAACAAAGGCUUUGAAUUGAGCCCUGAUUGAAAGAUGGUAAUUUCUAAUUAUGUGUAGGUGUGAUGCAAGUUAAUAUUCAGUGUCUCUGCCCUCUGAGGGUCUUCAUCCACUUAAGAGCUGUAAUUUUACACCAUAUUUAAUAUUUUUGUUUUGAAGCAAACAGUGCCCUGGUUGCCCUGAGAAAUGGCAUAUCCUUUAACUUGACGUUCCACAGGACAGAAGGUAAAAAGAACACUGCCUAAUGACACAUCUUGCGGUUAAGACCUGUAAGCAUUAGGAGAGCCAUUUAUAAUAAACCACUUGUGUAUUUGACUUAAAUGUGACUUAGAUGUGGACAAGGGCAUGGCUAGUCUUGCACUGGGAAUUAAGAGCAACUUACCCAUUUUUGGUAGAGGCACUGCAGUUUGUAAUGAGUGUAGGACCCUGGCAGUCAGGCCCUACAGAUGUUACAGUAGCUCCCAUACACUUCCCAUAUAACUAUAUCUGCUUUAUCUGAUAGUCCCAUAUUGCUUCUUGUGGCUCCUAGCAGUUCUUGUUUGUUGUAUUUCCAGAGCAGAGAGCCCAAGGAUUUUUUUUCUUGUUGCUCCCAUCUAAGUGAGGCUCACACCUAAUUCACAGUGGUGUCAGCUGAGGUAUCCUGAGAUGCUUUUUCCUAGCAGCUCUGUUUCAUAUGAGCUGUUACAGGCUAGAAGUUUGGUGAGAGGAUCAGGUAAAUUAUCUUCUCUCUUACUAGGUGGGUUAGGUAUAUUAUAAAGUAGUCAGUACCAGUGUAUAGGACCCUAGGUAUGAGAGGAGUAUUGUGUGGAACAUUUGUUUUCUUCCAGAAAGGAAGGGUUUGGUGACAGAUCAAAUUAGGUGCCCCAGUCUCACCCUUCAGUAAAACAAAAUAUCUGGUGUCAGGCUGCAUCUUUCCCCCUCCAGGGAUGACUUCAUACGCCAGCAUUCUGUCUUCUAAAAUUGUGUUUUGAAAAUUCUUUUGAUUAUUUGGAGCAAAUACUACUGCAUGGAAGCAGAGGAAUUUGAGAAGAUUAUGAGUUUUCCUUUUCUCUUUCCUGUAUUUCUUUUCCUCUGCGGUUAUCAUAUUUUCAUGAGCUAUUUCUUGAGCAACACCACAGUGAGCCACUCCGUGGGAUGGAGAGUAAAAGUUGAUGUAAAAAGGCAUUUCAAUAAUAUGUCACUUCACCAUCUGAGACUGGAUUUUGUCUUUGCAUUUUAGGUCUGUAGAGCACAAGCCCAUUUGUAGAGAUUUGCACUAGAGACUUACUAAAACGUAAGAUUGAACAUUAACUACAAACAGAUUCUUUCUCACAGGGAAAAACAGGCUUACUUUUCGAAUUCUGUUUAAUGAAACAAAAUCCUCAUUUAACAAGCCCUCAGUUUCGCUGCUAACAGUAGCAGUGGGUUAAACAUCAGUCUGAAAAUUAAUCACAGUUGUCCUCAUGUAGCCUGAAAACUAGUUUCAGAAGUGUUUUCAGAAAGGGUUUCAAUAAAGUAGGAAACUUCUGGGCAUUUUCUUUUUUCAUGACUUACAAAAUGUACUGUCCAGAAUUCUAAUAAUAGAAAAAAUACUACCUUGGUAAUUUAAUAAAAUGUUUAUUUCCAUGUGUACAGCCCAACAAAAGGAUAAUCUGGAUGCUCUAUAUGAUAAAGGUGUUGCCCACCAUUGACAGUAGAGUCCCUCUUCUCUACAAGAAUUUAACAGGUAGUAGGAGAAGUUGGCUCCUCUUACACUUGGGCUUUAUGGAACCUGCAAUAAAAUGGCUAGGAUUUUCUCUUCAUCUUAUUUAAUGAUCAGAGUUGGAGGUGGUGGACAUUUCCACUGCAGCAACUCAGCUGAAGAUGCCCUUAGGAACUGGAAUCUAUCCAGAUUAUAUUUUCACUUAUCAUUGUGGCACUUCCCUGUGGCAGCUAGACAAUUACGACACCGUAGCUGUUGGACUGCUGUAAAAAUCACAGCAACUUGAAAGCUCUUCUAAAUCAUAGCAAAGAGCCUUGUCUGUACCCUGAAAUUCACAGAGCAUUAUCAGCAAGCACACAACAUCGGUGACCGAUUGGGAAUCAGAUGAGAUUUGCAGCUUGUUUGAUGGCCAGUCUCCUCCUGCUGAAGAAGAGGGGGAAGCAGUUUUUCUUGCAGUCUGAUAUUUCUCUUCUCCAUCCCUCCCUAGCAGCUUGCAGGCUUGCUUUUAUAUGACCCUGCAGGAUCAUAAUACUGGUCCUGGGUGAACAUGAACAUUUUUUCUGUCUUCACCUCUUUCUCUCCUCCCACCCAUCCCAGAUGAAGUGGCAGGUGGACUGAGUGGGAGCAGUGUGAACUCAAUGCAGAGAAAACGUGUGACUCAGCAGUUCAGCAGGGAGCUGUGGAGCAAAAAGGCAGCUAUUCUCCUUGCACACUCUGGCAUCAGGUUGCUGUUCCCUCAGUGACAAGAAGAGGCCCUUUACGGAUGGAGAUGUGCAGCCCCCCAGCAUGGUAAAGGGGCUGCACAGUCUUUUCAGCAGAACAUAUUUCAAGUAGAGAGGAAAGUUUCUUCUUCAAGUUUGUUAGAAAUGCUGCCAGUGAAAAGGGAGAAGCAUCAGGCUGGAAUUAUAUAGAUCUCAGAUAUCUGCAUGACUCGCUCACAGAUCUUCUGUGACUUUCCCUCGUCCUUUCUCUCUUGAUGCGGCUUUCCCUUUAGGUAAUCAGAGUUUGACAUAAGUAGCAGCCAGAUUCCACCAGCUGAGCUUGGGAAAUGCAAGUCUACAGUACUGUUCCUUGCAAGUAGAUGACACCCCUUUUCCUCUGCACUGUCAAAGAACUCUACAGAGAGCCCUUGCCAUCCUCAGAAGGAGGCUUCUGGCUUUCCCCAUGCUACCCACCCCUCAUGGACAAGCAAGUGCUUGGAUAGUUGUGGGUUAUCCUCUGUCACACAAAGAUAAAAUAAUCUUCUCACUCACAGUUAGGGAGGGGCCAUUGCAGUGUCUAUCUAAGCAGUUUUGUAACCACUAAAAGGUUGUGGUAUUUUCUUACCAAUUCUAUGUUUGCCUUUCAGAACAGAGGGCUGAAGUAGAUUUUUCUGUAUAGACUAAUUAACAGCAGGUAGACAUUUUAUAUCACUGGUUGUACUUACUAAAAGCUCAGUUUUAAAGUUGUAAUGUGCAUCAUUGUCACUGAAUUUCCCCAAAACACACACACACACACACACACACAAAAAGAAAGCAAGCUGUGGGGUGGUGUUCUCUUGAAUCUUCAGAGGGCCUGAAGCAAUGUCACUGGAGAGCUGUUGAGCAGCUAAGUUCCCCUUGAUGGGAAUAUCAACCCAUGAAUCAGUGUGAAUGAAAUACAGAUAUUUCCAGUGUGAUCUUUUUUAGCAAAAGUAUUCAGCUUUCCCAAAUAGAAUCCUUGAAUGUUAGAAAUUUCAGUUGUUCCCUACACAGCUAUGAAUACCUGUAGCCUGGCUUAGCUCAUUCUUACAGUCCAGGGUAGAUAGACUUAGUGCAAACUAAAAGUAUUAGAAAUUUUAAGCUGAAAUUCAUCUCAGAUUAAGUAACAUAAGAGACUGACAACCAUGUCUCUGGUGUGUAGGCUCAGUCUUGGUGAAGAGUCUUCCAUUCUUCUGUGAAGUGUCAGAGAGGGUAGUUCCAGUUUCUUGCACCUCUUACUUAAAUUGGUGGUACAUCAGGCUUAUUUCUUCAUGGGUUCUGUUACAGAGAAGAGUUUGAAGUCUGCAGUCCUACCAAGGACCACAGGAUGGACUAGGAUCAAACUGGCUUCCAAUUUGAUACAGAAGUGAUUUCAGGGUUGCUUUGAUGCCUUGCAUUAUUUAGUGGUAAAUGUCGUGGGAUCCAUGGAUCUGCCUGGCUUGUUGCUUGUGCUUGAAUUAAGCUGUCUGAUACUUUCUGAAGUAGCUCUCAGUGUGGUUUUGCAUUACAAAUGCAAGAUCUACCAACCACAAGCUUUUGGCAGCUAGAACUUGGACUUUAUCCAGAACAGAAUUGGAGGUACUGAGAUUACAUCAUUGUAAAUCCCCUCUAUCUCCAGUCAGUCAGUAGUAGGUAGCUGUGGGGUGCAUCUGGGGGUGUCUUUCUUUGCAGCUUUUAAUCUGGAUACUUUUGGGGCCUAGAUGCUCUCCUCCUGAGCAGCAUUUUACUCAGUCAUUUGAAAAACAUAAAUGUAUUGAACUCUCGUAAACAGAGAAGGCCAGGCAUCAAGCAGAGUAGCAGUUGUCAUGAUGAGAAAGGUUAAAAAAAUGAAUAAUGGGGAAGCUAGCAUCCCCAGUUUUCAACACAGAUCAUUAUAUCUUUAGUGUAAAUUUUCAACAUAACUUAUCAGAUAAGUUAGGAGUGCAGAUAGAAUCAAGAAGAAACAGACUUUCCUCGGUGGUGAAUUUUAUCUGUAUGUAAACAGUAAUGAUGCUGCUUCUGUCACAUUUACUGCUUAAUAAAUUAGAUUGCUAUUCAUAAAAAAGUUCAGGAGAUGUUUAGGAGUUAUAAAACAGUGACCCACGAGUUGGUUUCCUGCAGAGCGAAGAAUGUAAGUACAAAAGUUGCCUUUGCUAUGCAAGUAUGAGAGGUCCCCUUCCUGUUACCCGCUUCUUCCCAUACCACUGCAGUGCAAGAGAAAGCUAAUUAUUCAGUUUCCAUCUUUCUCAUGCUGCAGUGGCAACCAAGAAAACAGAUAGGUAUUGGCUAAGAAAACAUUCUCCUAAAGGUCUAUUCUUUGGAUAAGACAGGCUUUUUACCCUCUAGCACAAGCUGCCUCUUGUGCACUCUGAGGCAGUUCAUUCAGCUUUGAUGUGUCUUUCCAGCACCUGGACUUGCCUGCAAUCAGGAUGUCUUGUGAUGUGUGUAUUUAACAAGGUCUUGACCAAAUCUGUGAGCUGUUGCCAAGGGCUAUGCCCUGUGUAUGCAGUUGAGGUGCAUGUUAAAAUUCUUUUCAGCAAUGGACUGAGACCCAUCUCAAUAGUGUGCUUUCAUCUACUGUUCUUUCAUCAAUAUCAGUUCUCCCUAGCAGUUAGAUGGAAAUUAGAGGCAGAGAUUUCAGUAGGCAGUUGCAUUUGGGCAUCUGAAGAUGCAGAGGCUGUAAACUGACUUAUGACUCUGGUGUGAAGUGUUGGUAAUCUUGAUGGAUGUGAGCUAUCACUGGCAUGUUCAUACUUUGUUGUGCUUCCACUCUGUGGUCCAUUCCUACAGAUUCUCACCACACAUGGCCAUAAUCAAGAUGUGGACAGGUUCAGAGGGAUAUCCUCAAUACACCUAGAACAAUUAGGGGCAAUGCAGCCAAGCUGCUGUGGUGUGUUUGCUGCUGCAGCUUGAGACUUGGCAGAGCAGGUGAGGCCCCUUUUGCCCUCCUGUCUUCUAUGUCUGGAAGGUAGAAUUCACCAUUAACAAAACUUGUAUUUCCCAGUGAAGAGGCAGUACCAUCCAACCCAGAAUCACAAUUCCCACAGAGACAGUGUGAUGGAUAUGCAUAAAUGCCUAAUGCCUGUAUGAGCACUGUCUUUUCAUUGCUGGGGUGUGUUUUCUUUCUGUUAUAAAAACAGCUUUGUUGAGGAACAUCUUUCUCUCAAAAAUAUAUUGUUAAAUUAAGUCUGUCAAUGGAGCUGUGCCAAUUCCUUGAGCAUUAGCACCCAUGCACAAGAGAGGACACAAGUUCCUUUUAAAAUGUUAACUUCAUUAGGAAAUACAGCCACGAUGUGAGGUUCUGAGGGGCUGGUUUUUUGUUUUGUUUUUCUCUGAAGGCUUUAAGUAUGAAUCAGUUGAGUUACAGAGCUGCUAAUGCCUCACCCACAGCAGGAUUUGAUGGGAUCGUGACAUAUUUGUUACUGUAAGGCUUUGUUGACUUGAUUGUUAUUGCUACAGUGCCUUUUAAUGUUUCAGCUAAGACUAGUACUUUAAGCACUUGUUUUUCCAAGUUAUAUAGGUGCUUUUUUAUUCUUCUGCCUGUUAUGUACCCAUAUAUGAAGUCAGGAAAAAAAAAAAAAAAGAGAUACUGGGGGGUUAAAAUGUGCAUUGCCAGAGUUAUAGAAGCCAGCUUUUACCUCCUGAGUGAAGAAAGAUGUUUCCCUAUAUAUACAUAUUAUUCCAUAAUAUGAUAAUGUGCUGUGCUGUUUAUUUUUGGCAGCUAGUUUUGGUGGCACUGUGUAAAGAAAGAAUACAGGAUGAAUGGAUCCCUGGCAUGAUCCAGAAAGUGCUUUUCCCUGAACAGCAAGAAGGAGUUUAAGUUUAUCAUGCUGUUUUGAAAUUUCAACUUGCUUUCACAAGCCAUAUGGUUGCUACAGAUGUCAGAGACCUUUUAAUUCUUCUGCCAAAAGGUUUUUUUUUCCCUAGCAAGUGUAGUCUUGUACCAAAGCAGAAGUACUCAUGGAAAUUGAAUCCCCAUCUCCGUGAUGCAGGAAAUGAGUAAGCUAUCACAUGGAUGCUACAUUUCACUGUCAGUCAAAUCACUAUCAGGAGAGAGGCUCAGUUCAUUCCUGGAUGCAGUCAUCCUUGCCAGCUCCUCAAGACCUUCACAUUCACCUUGACACAAGAAAGCUUCACUUGUGUUCCACUCAUUACCUCACCUACAACUGAAAGAAUCCUGGGCCCCUUAGGAUAAACAAUACAGGAAUACAGGAUUGCAAGAUGACAUGUGAGUGCUAAUUGAAGUAUUGUUUAAAGCUGGCAUAGUUAAAUCAAUAUAGAACCUGAGGUGGGCAUCAUUAUACUUCUUAGAAUCUAAUCUUCUGGGAUUUGUAGGAGAAAAAUUUUGAGUGGACUUUAGUUAAUUCUAGACCCUCUCUUUGUAUAUCCAAAACACGUAUCUGUUUAUUUAUAUGUAUAGAUUCAGCCAGUUCUCCAUUAUUUUAGUUCUUACACUUUUUACCCUCUGUUGUGCUAGUGAAAAUACCUCUUGAUAACAGUGUCAGUUCAGCAGAGCUGGAAUCCUGGGCUCCCAGGUCCACAGGGCAGGUCUCUACCUUAUGCAGUGAAAAUAAUUGAAAAUAAGAGUGCUCUAUCGUCCUUCAUAUGGGGCAGUUGUAAGAAGGAGAAUGCGACCCCUGCAGUUGUACAGGUGUUACUAGACAACACUGGAAUUCCUGGAGUUGGAAUUCUGGGCUGUGGAGAGGCACAGAUCCCCAUGGUUACAGAUACAGAGCAGUGCCCUAACUUCGACAUCUUAGUUCCAGAAGAUGCAGUUAAGUGGCCUUUUCGUCAUUGUAUUAUAUUCAAGGGGUUGUUUCCAACCAGAAAUGACCUUGUAAAAUCUCAGGCUCUUACAAGUAUGAAACAAAGAAAUGCUGUUUACCUGCUACAUAAGGCAGCACCUUUGGUCAGUUAAAAAAAUGUUCUGAAAUAUGAAAUAUUAUGACUUAUAAUAACCAGCUGAAAGCUAAGCAUGAAAUCUGCAUUCCUUGGCUCCUUGCAUUCUUUGGUCUGGUUGUCUUCUCAAUGUUUUAGUUUUGCACUGUGUAUAUUUUUAUCUUGAGAUUUGGGAAGGAGUAUGCAAGACAGGAAAUCAUCAGAACCUGGAGAAACAGUAAAUUUGUCCAUUAAUCAUUCUUAGGGAAAGAGGGACAUUAUUUAAUGCAGAUAAAGGAAAAGUAGAACUUAAACUAUGUUUAGUGAAAACGGAGGGUUAGAGACUUCUGGAGCAAACAAUAAAAAACUAUAAGAAAGUAGGUAUUUUUGAAGCUUUAGAUUUGAGACACAGGUGUGUGUCUCUCUGCAAGGAUGACUAAAAUAGUUUCUGACACGGAGAUUCUGUCCCUGCUAAAUUUCAAAUUCCUGUUCCAAAACACAGAACAUAAACAUCCCACAAAGUUAGCAGGAAAAAAUUGGCAAUCAUUAAUGAGUAUUUCCCUCUCAAUUCUUGUUCAAAUCUAGUGAGACAUGAAGCAGUUUAGAAGCUUAAAACUUUUCAACUUUAAGGACAGAGGUAGACUUCCCGUGAUGGCUAGCGUUAAAAGAGAAAAGCUUUUAAAGAUGAAUUCUUACUAUGGCCAGACCCUCAGCAGAUGCAAAGAUAUAUUUCAUCUGCCUGAUUGGAGCUGUGGCUAGUUAAUGGGUGCUUAUCUGACUUAGAGGUGCUACUGUGAGACAUUUAAAGAAAUGUUUGCCGAGAGGAACAUUUUGUAGAAACCUGACCUCAACAAACCAUGUAAGGACCCCCUUUCCCUGGGACACAAGAGGCUGGCUUAGGCUUAAGUCUGCCGUGUGUACACAGGGCAGCCUUGGGGCAUUCCUCAUGUACAAAGAUGUAAGUCAGUAAGACUUACACCCAAUGAUUCUGAUCUUUCACUCCUUCUCACUUGUAAAUGAAAUUAAUUCUACACAGACUCUAUUCAAAAUACAGUUACUGAGGGAAUAGCCACACCAGUGGUUAUUUUCACUGAACAGAACAGCAUUGCAACAUUAUUAAAUAGCUCUUGAGUAUGAAUUCAUCCAAGAAGUAGGUUAUUGGAAUAAAUUCUAUUUUAUUAGUGCCUUAGGACAUCCAGCCAAAACCCAGAGUCCCCGAGCACUAUUCAGACACAUAACAUGAAACAGUCUCUACCUCAGAAAUUUGUAAUUGGAUUAGACAAAGCAGACAAAUAAAAGAAGUAGAGAAAUUGAGACAGGAAAGGGAAAAAUAGGUUCUCUGCCAUCGUGUAGCUGGGAAAUGUGUAGCUAGGCAAUAGCACAGGUAGCUGCUUUUAAAAAGUGAAAAUGAGAAAGUGCAGCAAUGUAAAUGAGAAUUUGUUAACAAAGCCCAGAAUCUGCACCUCCGGAAAGAAAGAGAAAAUAAUUUAUCCUCCCACACUCACUUUUUUUCUGAUGAAAGCAGGUGAAUAAAGCUGCACUAAUAGAGUGUGACGCUUACAAUCCUGAGCUGCGCUUGCUGAGGCGGAACUGAGAGGUUGUUCCCGUCCAGCUGCUAUGGAGUCAGUGGAUGAAGCUGAAGGACGGCAAGGAGAGCUGAAGAGGAAGGAGCAGUCCCUGAAAGCCUCCCAGAAAACAGCAGUGCUCGGUUGGCCUCCCCGGUGGAAUGGAUUAAUCCCCGGAGACAGCAUGUAUCUGUUUGUCCUCUCUCAGAUACUGCUUCUCUGCAUGAUGCUGUGGUACAGCACUUACGGGACCAUCCCAGCAGCUCAGAAUGCUUUUGACCUGCUCUCUUACUUGCUUACCCCGUUUAAACAGGUUUUUUCAGAUCAAGGGGAGAGCCUGACUACAGUUGGGAGUGUUGUGGUAUCAUACAUCCUGCUGUCUUUGGCUUCUGUAGGACUGCUCUUUGUAGGAUCUCUGUUUUGGCAACUCCUCAGAGCCCGACCAGACCCCCCCUUUCCAGUGCAAGAGGACAGACGCCAGUCUGUGAGCCGGCAGCCUUCCUUCACGUACUCUGAGUGGACAGAGGAUAAAAACGAGGAUGACUUCCUAGAUUUGGAUCCUGUACCAGAGACUCCAGUCUUUGACUGCAUAAUGGAUAUUAAAGCGGAGACAGACCCAGCUACUCUGACGGUUAAAUCCAUGGGAUUGCAAGAAAGGAGAGGUUCAAAUGUUUCACUCACCCUGGAUAUGUGCACCCCAGGCUGCUCUGAGCAAGGCUUUGGCUAUGUCAUGUCCCCACGGGAGCAAUCAGCCCGAGAAUACCUCCAGACAGCAUCGAACAUCCUGACUGAGGAGGAGCUGCACAAGAAAGCACUGGAUCCUUUCAUACUUCAGGCAGAGUUCUUUGAAAUUCCAAUGAACUUUGUUGAUCCAAAAGAAUAUGAUAUUCCAGGCUUAGUGCGUAAGAAUCGCUACAAAACAAUUCUCCCAAAUCCGCACAGCAGAGUGUGCCUUACCUCAGCUGAUCAGGAUGACCCCCUCAGCUCUUACAUCAAUGCUAACUACAUCAGGGGCUAUGGAGGAGAGGAAAAGGUAUAUAUUGCUACUCAGGGACCAAUAGUUAAUACUGUCACUGACUUCUGGAGAAUGGUGUGGCAGGAGCGUUCUCCCAUCAUUGUCAUGAUUACCAAUAUAGAAGAGAUGAAUGAGAAAUGCACAGAAUAUUGGCCAGAGGAACAGGUCACCUAUGAAGGAAUAGAAAUCACAGUUAACAGAGUCAUACAAGCAGACGAUUACCGUUUAAGGCUCAUCACCCUAAAGAAAGGAGACGAAGUCAGAAACCUGAAACAUUACUGGUAUACGUCUUGGCCAGACCAGAAGACACCAGACCAGGCCCCUCCUCUGUUACAGCUAGUACUGGAAGUGGAAGAGGCCAUGCAGAGUGCAGAGGAGAAGAAUGCCCCAGUGAUUGUUCACUGCAGUGCAGGCAUCGGGAGGACUGGCUGCUUUAUUGCAACAAGUGUCUGCUGUAAACAGCUGAAGAACGAGGGCAUAGUUGACAUUUUGCGAACAGCCUGCCAGUUACGGUUAGACAGGGGUGGAAUGAUCCAGACUUGUGAACAGUAUCAAUUUGUGCAUCAUGUCAUGAGCUUGUACGGAAAACAGCUUUCUAGAGCAGCAGAAGAAUAAGUGUUCAUGAUAUUCCUAAAGGCUAAAGCCAGGAGAACUUUUGACUGCACUCAGAUACAUUUCAGAUCUGAUAAGAGACACAUGGUAACCUGGCUGUCUUAGCUGGAAAGAUACUAUUUUACUUUGAUAUUGCUUUUAUGCUCUUGUUUGCAUUGACAUUUAAGAGCUGAGAUAUGCCUUGUCUUAAACAUAUGUGACAGGACAUAAUCUUCACCAAAAAAGGCUUAUUUAUACUGUAAAUAAUAAUAGCAGCUUCAUUUGUUACAAAAGCAAGAAAAAGCCAGAAAAAUACAGUCUUCAGUUUGCUAUUUUUUAAAAGGUCAUUGCUAAUAUAUCCAAAUACAGUGUGAAAUUUUCUGAAUUGUCAUGCUGAAAUGUGCCGUAUGUUGACUAAGCUUGAAAGUAAAUUUUUGCCUCUUUCUGAUUGUUUUUACAUAUAAAUUUACCGAAUACUGUGUGUAUCGUAAACCUUCUGAGCCUCUGCAUAGAAAGACUCAAGUAGAUUCACGUUGAAAUGGUGUUUCACACAUCAUGUUCGCUUGUUUAUUUUUUCUAAAGCAGUCCACUACCAGUGUUAUCAGAACUAAGGGGGAAACAAUAUUUCAAUGAAUCAAAUUCUUGCCUCGAAUUCUUACCAGCAGUGUACCCCAGUAUCAUGACAGCGGGGUGAAUCUGAGUAGACAUUAAUCUGAACAUUAAUGCUUUGUGCUUUACCUUUUCUUUGUCAAUAUUUGGGCAUCUUAGUCAUCUGGCAAACAGAUUGUAUUUCUGCAAACAGUUUCCAUUUUUACAUAGAAUGCAAUUUCUUCUGAAAACUGAGAUUCUAAAUCAGGUGAGGAUUUUUUUUUAGUUCAUCUUUAUUAGCAGUCUAACAAUAAAAUAACUUUUAUUCUAUUAAUUUAUACUUGUUUCAAAGCUUUGAGGGUAACCAUGUGUCCAGUGCCUAUUAAUAUUAAUGCAAAUCCUAAAGGCAGCUUAAAAAAAAAAAAAAAAAAAUAUGAACUUUUUGGCUGCUUUGUGAUAAAUUUGCCCUCAAACCAAAUUUAGACAAUAAUUACCCCAUUCUAACCAGAGGUCCAGGCAACAGUGUUUCCUUUCCAGUAACAUAGACUGCUGCCUGUGCUUUUUGGUUUAGACUUCAAUCAGGCUGGGAAGAUUAUAGUUUGUGUUUAAUGCUUAGAGGUGAGCACAUGUUUUAGUGCUUCACUGAGCAGAGAAAAAUGGAGGUAGCAGGAUCCUUAACAUGAAAGAUGAGUAUUUUGUGAGUAGAAGCUCUGAUGACCUACUAAAAAUAUAUUUGCUUCUCUUUAUUUAUAACAAUAACCAAAACCCACGGCUUUUAUUAGUGCAGAGGAUUCUGCGAAUUUACUGCACUUCCUAAUCAGGAGAAGGUAAAGCAGCUCUCAGAACAAUAAGGGCUGAUCCUGCUCCCACUGAUGUUUUGCCAUUGACGUCAGCAGGUGCAGGGUAAGGCCUGAAACGUUACACCUACAACUUCAUCACUGUGGGGAAAAAGUUUCCCAAUAUUUCAGUACACAUCUUUGUGUUUAUUCUGUAUCCAUGAACCUGUAAAAAUCCUGUCUGCAGGGUUUGCAUGAAUGUGUGGCAAAAUGUGUUAUCUUUAAACCACUUGAUUUUAUUGCUGUAUUUAAAAUAUUUCCUUCAGUGAGAAGCUAGCAGAAAGAACUGGCAUUCUUUUUUAAAAUACUGGUGAUAGUCAUUAAAGAGAGCAAUAAACUUAAGCUUUUAAGCAUAA